Messenger RNA from Ichthyophthirius multifiliis, 827 nucleotides. RefSeq lists its product as hypothetical. The annotation marks the transcript as partial. Lineage: Eukaryota; Ciliophora; Oligohymenophorea; Hymenostomatida. The record is from RefSeq and is a predicted model, not a curated record. The transcript has 7 exons. Gene Ontology annotation, molecular function: ubiquitin-protein transferase activity.
AUCCUAAUAAAAGGCUUUUUUCUUAUAUGAAUUAUCCCUUUUGUACUGAUGUGAAAUAUAAAUAUACUUUGUUAGAAGUAGAUUCAAAGUUUUAAAAAAAAUAAGCACAUGAGAGUAGGAUUAGAGACUUUUUUGAUUAAGGGUAAUUCUUAUUAUCAACAUCUUAGCUUUUUCUUAUUUUUGAAGUCGGGAGGGAUACUGUAUUAGAAGAUACUAUGGAAUAAAUUUCAAGACCUAAUUUAAAUUUUAGAUUACCUUUUAAAGUUAAAUUUAAAGGCGAAUAAGGAAUAGAUGAGGGUGGUUUAAGAAAAGAAUAUUAUUAAAUUAUGAUAAAAAAACUAUUAAAUCCUGAUUUUGGAAUGUUUUUACCAAAAAACGAUGAUAGGUUUUUAUGGUUUAAUGGACAUUCAUAUGAUAUGCCUAUUUUAUAUGAAUUAAUUGGUAGUUUGAUGGGAGGAUUUUAUAAAGUUUUAAAUGGAGAAUUAAUUAAAAUGUUUUCUAGUUCUGAACUUACACAAGUCCUUGUUGGACUUGAAGAACUUAAUUUAAAUGAGUUAAAAGAAAAGACUUCAUAUAAAGAUGGUUAUGAUGAAAAUUCUGAUUAAGUUAAAUUUUUACUUUUCUGCACUGGAAGUGAAAGAUCUCCUAUAACUGGUUUAGGAUCACUUUAAUUUACUGUUAUAAGAAAUGGAGGUGGCGAUGAAUAAUUACCUUCUGCUCAUACAUGUUUUAAUUAUUUAUAAAUUCCUAUGUAUACUUCAAAAGAAUAACUUAAAAAAAAAUUACUUUAAGCAUUAGAAAAUGCUGAAGGUUUUGGUUUACAUUGA